AUGAUAUACCAUUGGAGAAUGACAAGAGUCGCUUUCGACUCUUGGGCUGAUCCGGCAUUCAAUGUUAGACACACAUUAAAUAACACAAGAGAACAUUUGAAAAAACAAACACUGCUCCUAGCGAGUGUUCCUCUGAGUCCAGUUCUUGCCGAUCUGGAUGACGUGCCCGUGACAAUAUCGUUUGUCGACCGCUCGCGCCAUGACGAGUCUCAAGUAGCCGUCUUCAACUCGCUAUGCCUGCAGGCCAAACGACCUGAGGACUUGACAGCUGACUCACAUCAGCUGCUCAUUACUCAUCUACACCAAUUGCUACAGAGUAUCAAAGAUGUCGGGGAUAGCUACGCUGCUGCGGAGGUUAAACCGCUCAAUUACCCUUUCUCGCCCACGCUGCGGUUUACGGCCAUGCAUGAACUACUCGCGACGGUGCUGGUUGACAAUGUUGGCGUGUCGCCGGUUUAUCACUAUGAGUGGGACGAAUUGAUUUUCUCGACGUCUGAUGUCAAGGACUUGGUCGCAUCUCGCCGCUUGCCAGACGGAUAUGAACUGGGCACAGUGCCGUCGGACCAGAUCGAUCUGGUGACAGGUACGUCCAAAGUGAAACGACAAGCUUCGACACUCUUAGAGAAUCCCAAUGCGGCAGUACUAUUUAGUGGGGAGGACAAUCGUGGGAAAGGUGUUCUUGUUGCAUGGGCGUACUUGUCGAUUGACAAGUCUCUCACCACGAUAAUUUCCCAGCAAAGCUUCAGCUCUCGUGAGCUUCGACAAAUUGACAGAAUGACAUGCUCCCCCCAUAAUGUUCCAUAUGCAGUAUGGCGGCAUGCAGUAUUCUCAGGCAUAUUCCUACCUCCCACUCAAAUCCACACUGCGCGACGACAGCAAGGACGGCGCUUUCUUUCCGCAUCACGCGCGCUCCGCAAUCAUGCCAACAACAACAGCAAGACAUCUUCCUUUAACGAAAGCGAGGACUCCCUAAGCUCUCAAAAUGAUGAUCCUCCCAACACACGUCCAUCGGCAUCACUUCCACAAUCCCCUCUCGUCACAUUGGCCAAAAACCACAGAGCCGGCAAAAAAGUCUACAAAGACAAGGGCACCAAAGCCGAUCAUGAUCGACUCAGAAAUAAUCCCUGGGCAGUAGCCCUCGCGUCACCGACAAGGCACUGCUCAAUCACGAACAUGCGGAUGCCGACCGAAUUUCUCACGGACAUGGGCCUCGUUCGGCGGGUGACGGCUUCGGAUGAAGAGACAACCAAAGUGAAGAACUACGGCAGUUUGUGGUGGAUGCCGACCAACCUGGUACAAGAGGAAAUAAAGGCAUCCGUGCAUCCAGAACAGAGGAAUACGAACAUUUUUGCGUCAAAUGGUAAUCCGCGCGUGAUCCGUGUGGUCACUCGCGCCCUCGCUUACGACCGAUUUCCCGAAUCCGCUGGAAGAACCGGUAAACAUCUGGUGGUCAAGACCAAACAGAUUAUUCCUGCGAUAUGGAAAGAUGAUAAUCCGAAAUCGAGCGGCGUGGAUUUCAACGAGUUGAUUUGGCGUGAUGAUAUGACAAGUUUCGUGUUCAAGCAUAUGGUCAAAGGAGUGAUCAAGGCGCUUCAGGAGGCCUGUCGUUAUGAAAAAAUCAAACAAGACUCUGCGGAUUUUUGGAGGGAACUGCCAUUGCCAGAGAUGACGGUAUCUGCACUAAAUGAAGCUUUGAGUGGCGUGGAAAUGAAGGAUAUGGGAACUGGAGGUGUCAUCAUAUUGGGCGACCUCGCUACGCCUUCUGAAGACCGUCCCCGGGAUGCGUUUAAAUCGGCCUUUACGUCGACCUUUCCGGACUAUAUCACUAUCCCGCAGACAGGAACCAUGGCCCCUGUGUAUGAUCUCAGCGUGGUCCUGUCCAGAUCUGAUCUCGAAGCGCUCCGACAAUCCAGCCCCCGGUUCAACCAAAGGGCGCUUUUUUUUCGACCUGACGGUCUUAAAUCUACCGAAGCAAUGCUAGCGCUGUGGAAGCUAAAGGGGUAUAUCAUGCAUGAUGUUGAUUUCUUGGCUAAAAAGGCAGAUGGCACAGCAGCAGCCCAAGCUCCAGAACAACAGUCGAAGAAAGCUCUCUCACAAGUUGCUUCUACGAAAACACAGCCACGCAGAUAA
Talaromyces rugulosus is the source of this 2130-nucleotide messenger RNA. RefSeq lists its product as uncharacterized. The record is from RefSeq and is a predicted model, not a curated record. The coding region runs from base 1 to 2130 and encodes 709 amino acids. The transcript is spliced from 3 exons. Lineage: Eukaryota; Fungi; Ascomycota; Eurotiomycetes; Eurotiales; Trichocomaceae.